Molecule: messenger RNA, 1671 nt
Organism: Gamsiella multidivaricata
Lineage: Eukaryota; Fungi; Mortierellomycota; Mortierellomycetes; Mortierellales; Mortierellaceae
Exons: 5
Coding region: 1-1671 (556 amino acids)
Source: RefSeq, a predicted model, not a curated record
AUGAACAGGAACGGGAAUGGCAACGGCCUCCCAUUCCACCUCAACAACAAUGCUCCUCCCUCGCGGCGUCCUGGCCUCUCCUCAAACCCAUCUUCGUCCUCCAUUCCCUCAUCAAACACCAAGCGUCUCAACCCUGCAAAAUUCUUUGUCCUUAUCGGUCUCUGUAUCGUCUCCUUACUGGCCGUCAGCAAACUCUUUGUACCCCAGGAAGAUGACAUCAUCUCGGAGCCAUCGACCCUCAAGGAGACCAGGGACGAAGUCGAGCGGGAGCUGAUAGUCCAGCAGAUCAUGGAGACCCGUAAAUCGGCCUACUUGUUCGAAGACUUUACAGACGAAGCACUGCAGCGGGCUGAGAACGAGCAUCUCUUGCCUGCAACCGCCAUUUUGCUAGGCUGGAAGCGCAUCCAGGGACUCAAAUUGAUUGUCAGCUACCUGGCACGAUACCCAUACAUUAAACAGAUCAUUGUCUGGAACAACAACAAGGAGAUCAAGCUAUCAAGACGGGACUUUGAAAUGGAUCCGAGCUUUGGGCCUUUACCUGAGCUGCAGGUCUACAAUGCGGAGGAGAACCUGCACGAUUUUGCAAAGUACAUGUCAUGCUCGUUGGCGAAGUACAAGCACUGCUACUUACAAGACGACGACUGGCUGAACACACACAUGGAUGCACUCUACACCAACUUUAUGACGAGCCCCAGUCUGAUCCAUACAAACACCUUGCCACUAAUCCAGAUGGAGCACCGUCGAUGGACCUUUACCAACGAAGAUUAUAACCUGCACGCAGGGUUUUCGUGGAUGGGAACAGGGUCGUACUUGCCCCGGGAGAAGGCCCAGCGACUUUUGGAACAACGUGGCAAUACCACCCUUGCAAAGGAUCGAUUCAAGGUCAUCGAUAUGUAUUUCUCCAUCUGGACGAACCAGUAUCCAUAUCAGCUAGUUAGUUACUUGACACCUUUGGACCAGAAGAAUGGCUGGAGUACAGAGGGUGUCAAUGACCAUUGGAGCAUCGUCUUCAGAAACAUGCUGGAUGCCGCUGACCGGCUGUAUUCGGCUCUGUUGGCCAACUUUGAGGUAACGGGCAAGGAUCCCUUUGUCCGUGAGGAGGAACUGCCAUAUGUCAAGGAUCGGCAUACGAGGUCACCGUGCUUCAACGACAAGUGUCUGUUCAUGACAAGUCUGGAUCCUUUCCCUGAUCCCAAGGAGGUCGUCUUCAGAGGUGAUCUGCAAACGAUCGAUGAACAGAAUGCAAAGUUCAUGGAACUGGACUAUCCAACCACGGAGUUCUGGAGGACGUUUGCAUAUAUUCACGCAGUCGAUAACGAUCCCUUGACGUGUUGGAACAGCUUCAAGGUGCCCCAGGCCGGUGACUCGUUUGGUCUCCGGUUUGUGAAGGCAACGACAAUAAGACAUCUAACGAUCACUUCUUCAAAGGCACUGACGAGUCUAGAAGGCCAGAUCACGGUGCUAGCAUCCAAUCAACGCGGAAUCUACUGGACGACGUGUCAUCAUACGGCACGAUAUCCGUUCGCACACACCAUGACCCUGGAUAUUGUCUGCCCACCUGGGGCGACAUUACCGGAGGGCCAGUUGCACCAGAUCAAGGUUCAACUGGAUGCGGAUUUAGAAAAGUCGCUCGAGAUCUGUGGGAUGGAUGCUGGAGGCAUGGUUCUUUAG